Suillus subalutaceus is the source of this 1239-nucleotide messenger RNA. RefSeq lists its product as uncharacterized. The record is from RefSeq and is a predicted model, not a curated record. Bases 1 to 1239 code for a protein of 412 amino acids. NCBI's taxonomy places the organism in Eukaryota, Fungi, Basidiomycota, Agaricomycetes, Boletales, Suillaceae. The transcript is spliced from 3 exons.
AUGUCGAUUGACGUUCCUUCUACCCGUCGGAGCCGGGGGUCAUCAGACCGGAUGCUGAUUGACGAGAUCCAGCAUCAUUAUCCCACACAGAACCUCCCACAACAGGUGUACAGUCACUGUGACCCUUCAUUUACUACUCGCCCGACUGUCUCGCCGACCAUGACAUGUUCUCGAAAUCCACAUUUCCAACGAGAACGUACGCUCGCGUCCAGCGCUUUGCCUCCCACAUCCUUUUCAUUGCAACGUAUCUCUCCAUCGCAUGAUAGAGGUUCCCCUCGCGGAGAAGCUAAUUCGGCGUCGUCGCAAUCAUUAUCUCUGCAACAUGGGCGCGACAAGAAAAAUCAAGUCCUCUCCCCAAUAACAUCCCCUUCUCGCCCAUGCAUAUCACAACCGCCUCCUAGCAUGAUCCCCAGCUCCCUUGCACGCCCUCCGGGUCGCUCAGGAUUCUCACCAGCUGCACCUCCCGGAACAUUCUCCCCAAAACAUGGGACUCCGGCUUCAAGGCAGGGGAAUGGAUCGCCUUCCACGAGUCCAGAUGCUAUCAUCGUCUAUCCCCUACCAGCAGGAGUCGUGUUCCGUCGUUGUGUCCGACAAGAUAGCCAACCUAUUGCUCUUCUCUCCAUUGAUUCUCGUUCAGCAUGUGGCACAUCUCCCCAGUCAACUCAGUCGCUCUCCCCUAUCAAUGAGGUUUGGCUCCCGCCUAUGGAGAAGCAGUUGGAAAUGGCCCGCAAGUCACAGGUGAAAGCCAGGUUCAGAAAAUUUAAAGCUAUCAUUGGCGGGGCUGUCAACGAAAUCAGGGAGGUAAUUGUGCCUUAUCAUAAGGACCAUCGAAAGCGUAAAGUCGCACGCACGAAUACCAACUCAGAACCUUUCUCUGAAGUUCCCGACUACCUGCGAUCUCUAGAGCGUUGUAACCCACCCCAAACCACACACACAUCCCGGUCUCAACCACGCACAUCAUUUGACAUUAGGAAGGAUGUUGACCACAUCACUCAAACGUGGACGAAGCUCGCGCUGUGCGAUUCUCCAACGGCAUUGCGAGGGGAUGACGUGCUCCUUCAGGGCGAAGUACCCCAUCUUUCUUUAUCUCCCCCAAGAAUCAACGAGCCUCCCAUGAGCAAAGCAGAUCACCACCUUCGAGAUAUCAUGGGAGAUGCUGCGAACUUGGCCGCUCCCACAUUUCGCCGACGCAGGACUGCCGAUGCCUUCGAUUCAACAGAUCAUACCUCGACUCCCUAA